AUGAGUAGCCGGGACGAACUGCUGUACGUGGCGAGGAUCUGCGAGCAGACGGAGCGAUAUGAAGACAUGCUGGACUCCAUGAAGAAGGUGGUUGCCAUGGGCGGGGAGCUGUCCUCGGAGGAGCGCAACCUGCUCUCUGUGGCAUACAAGAAUUCGAUCGGUUCCCGUCGGUCCGCGUGGCGGGCACUGGCCUCAAUCGAGAAGAAGGAGGAGUCCAAGCACUCCAAGAACCUGGGGCUGCUCCGGGACUACAAGAAGAACAUCGAGGGGUAGCUCAACAAGUACUGCUCCGAAAUCAUCCAGCUGCUGGACUCGACCCUGAUCCCCAAGUCCACCUCGGCGGAGGGGCGGGUAUUCUACCUGAAGAUGAAGGGGGACUACUACCGCUAUAUAACCGAGUACACCUCGGGCAGGGAGAACACGCAGGCCGGCACCCAGGCCGGCGAGGCCUACGGGCAGGCCUCCGACAAGGCCAAGACCGAGCUCAAGACCACCCACCCCAUCCGCCUCGGGCUGGCCCUCAACUACUCCGUAUAUUACUAUGAGAGGUCAAGAACGACCCCAAAAAACGCCUGCACCCUGGCCAAGCAGGCCUUCGACGACGACGCCAUCGCCGACAUCGAGCAGAUCGAGGAGGACCAGUACAAGGACGCCACCUCCAUCAUGCAGCUCAUCCGCGACAACCUCACCCUCUGGACCUCGAGACUGAAGCACGGGGAUGACAGGGGCCUCAAGUGCCUGGUUGACCUGGUCGACCACGAGCCUCGAGUCCUGAGAGAACGCGUCACCGAGAUGCUGGAGCUGACAGGCUGGGGUUCAGCGAUGAGGACCAAGGGCGACCCCGACAGCGAGGUGACCAAGCUCGGAAUGGAGUGCUUUGACAGGGUGCUGAUGGCGAUGGGCGGGCACGGGCUGGUGGAUGUCUUGCUGCGUUAUGAUACUGGACUUGAUCGACCGGCAGGACGACUGGCGCUGCACCUUUACGGGAAGUGA
Messenger RNA from Hippocampus zosterae (dwarf seahorse), 993 nucleotides. Its product is annotated as 14-3-3 protein homolog 2-like. Lineage: Eukaryota; Metazoa; Chordata; Actinopteri; Syngnathiformes; Syngnathidae. The record is from RefSeq and is a predicted model, not a curated record. Gene Ontology annotation, biological process: signal transduction. Gene Ontology annotation, cellular component: cytoplasm.